CAUCCUCCUUCCUUUCUGACCAAAGCUCCAUCUCUUCCCACACCUUUUCUCCCUCUAUAUAGCACCUUUCUCUCUCUAUAAAUAUACAUAUAUAUAUAUAUAUAAUCACGGUAUCUCACUCUCAGAUCUCCAUCGUUACCUAAAUCAUUGUUUAUCAUCGCUCGCCCGAUUCAACAAACCAUGAGCCGAUUCAGGCGAUUUGAGACUAUCGAAACUUUCCCAUCAUUUCUCGUCAGAGAAACCCCCUUUGUUACUACCAAAACCCUAGCCCUAAGCCACUGUUAUCCCUCAUUUGCAAAUGAAGAUGAGCUCGACUUUGCUCUCGAUUUCUUAAACCCUGUCCCAAACCCUAGCCCCACCCUCCUCGAGUUCCCUUCUCCGUUUGAUGGCUUCGACACAAUCACCGAUCUGGUCCAGAUCGACAGAGCUCCGUUCUAUACUUCGACUCGGAGGGUUCAGCACCGAGUCGAGAGUCGUCUCGGAGCUGAGCCUUACUUGCAGAGCCUCUGUGACCGAGUCUCCGCGCUCGAGGUGAGCUUCGACCGUCUGAUCAAAGCGAAGAAGCCCCACGGCGGAGAUCGGAAGUAUACGUGGACGGCUGAGAUCAAGAAUGCGGAGAAGGACGGGUUUGAUCGGAAGUAUAAGUGGACGGCGGAGAUCAAAGGUGGAAAGCAUAAGAAGAAGCACAAGGAGCAGGAAGCUAAAGUUGAGAAGAACUACAAAUGGACGGCUGAGAUUAAGGGAAAGGGGGAGGAGAGCCCGAACAUGCGGACCUACACGUUUAAAUCAUCGACUGGGGAUGGAGGUGAUAGUAGCGGAUCGGAGAAGAAAGAGAAGAAGGAUAAGAAGCAUAAAUGUGAGAAAGGAGUGGGACCCGCUCGUGUGGUGGAGAUUGAAGAACCUAAUCAUCAUGGGGCUGUCGUUUUAAGACAGGCUUUUGCGAAAAGGCUAGGGGCUCUUGAGAAGUGCAAGGGCAAGAGGAAGGAAUUGUCACCCCAAGAUGCAGCAAUGAUGAUACAGAUUACCUUCAGGGCUUAUUUGAUCCGACGAUCAAAGGCGCUUCGUGCUCUUCGAGAGCUGGCACUUACCAAGUCCAAGUUGAAGGAGAUCAGGGCACUGUUCAACAACUACAACUACCGUCAUCGUGUGACCCAUGAUGCGGAGGAGCGCCAGAAGUUCUCCGAAAGGAUCAUUGUCCUCCUCCUUACUGUUGAUGCCAUUGAGGGUUCUGAUCUUAUGGUGCGAGCUGCAAGAAAGUCAAUGGUGGACGAGCUGGAAGCAAUGCUUGACGUGGUAGACCCCCAGCCUGUUGGGAAAUCCCUUUCCAUGAAAAGGAGGAUGUUUGAUAUGCCUGAUGCUGUCAUCCAGAAGGAGCUUGCAGAUGGCGUGGCACAGGUUGUCCGAAUGCUUGGAGAAGAAGAAGAAGAACCAUAAUGCCGCUGAAACCUUUGAGGCAAAGCUUGUAAGUGCAUCCUAACGUGUACCAAAUCACCCAGUUUGGGUUUGCUAGUGUUGUAUUUUCUUAACUACUAGUAGCAGAUGCGUGUUCCGGCUAGCAUUACUACCCUCUCAUUCAGGCGUAAGUGGAGAAUAUCUGAAACUUUGGCAAGUCAUGGACUUACUCUCUCGUGGAGAGAUUUUGUACUACUUGAACUUUCCCUCUGAAGAGGGUGGUGUUAUGGUGUUCUUAGACCUUUGUUCGUAAUGUCUUGAAUGUCAUUUUAUCGUUUAUUUGCGGCA
Molecule: messenger RNA, 1740 nt
Organism: Cornus florida
Lineage: Eukaryota; Viridiplantae; Streptophyta; Magnoliopsida; Cornales; Cornaceae
Product: BAG family molecular chaperone regulator 7
Exons: 3
Coding region: 181-1434 (417 amino acids)
Biological process (GO): protein folding
Cellular component (GO): plasmodesma
Molecular function (GO): protein-folding chaperone binding
Source: RefSeq, a predicted model, not a curated record